Pelagomonas calceolata is the source of this 2283-nucleotide messenger RNA. The record is from the annotation of a GenBank genome assembly. Lineage: Eukaryota; Pelagophyceae; Pelagomonadales; Pelagomonadaceae.
GCGCGCGUUGUGCGUCGUUUCCGCGGCGCACGCAACGUACAGGUUGCGCAUCACUUCGUACGAGCGCCGUACAACUGGCCCAGAGCGGUCGGGCAGCUUUCGGAGGCCCAACAGUUGACUGCAGACAAGCAUAUCAAAAUGGGCGUCGGCACGCGCAAGCCCUGGGAGAAGUUCGACAUUAACUACGAACGCUUCGAGGCCGUCGACGAAGAUGAAGCGGAGCCGUCGGGCGGCGAGGCGGCUUUAAGCUGGCACCAGACGGCGGCCGCGGCCUACGUCAGCGUAAAGCUGCCGGCGCCGGCGAAGAUGAAUGACAUAGAGGUGGGCUUCGAGGCGACGAAACUUACUGUAAGAGCGAACGGCGCGACCGUGGCGCUCCAGCACCCUUCUACGAAAAGUGAGGGCGGCGCCUGGACGCUCGAGGGCGCCGACCGCAUCAAUAUUAAGCUGGAUAAGCGUGAUGAAGGGCCCUGGGACGACGACACCUUCGGCGCCGUGGCGAAGCUCCCUGCCCCGUCGAAGCAGGCGCAAAAGCUCGAGCAGGUGGCGACAUCGCUCGCGCAGAUCGCGUGCACGGGAUGUGGCGUACUCACAAAGCCGCGAUGUCGGGUGGUCUGCGUGUGCAGCGAGGUGGUGUUCUGCUCGGAAAAGUGCUCCCGGGAGUGCAAGCUCCACGUAGAUUGCUAUGGCCCUACUUUCAAGAAGGACGACAAGGACGAAAAGGAGGCCGGCCGCGCGGCGAUGGAGCUCGCGGCGCACCCGCGGGCGCCGCGCAUGCCGUCGUGUACUGACUACGCGCGGGCCGAGCCGAAUUUGUUAAGGCGGCACGUCUUCGACAAGCUCAAGGCGGGCGCGCCGGGCGGGCCGCGCUGGCGCCUCGCGAAUGAUUUGGAGGAGCUCGAGGCCUGCGCCAAGGCGGGGAACACCGCCGCGGCCUUCCGCGCGGCGACGGUUUUGCUCCAGACGCAGUCGCAGUCUACAAACGAGACGCGGGCGCUCGAGUACCUCCGCCAGGCCGCGGACGGCGGCUGCGCGCCGGCCAUGGCUCCCUUGGGUUUGAGACUGUGCGCCAAGGCCGAGACGUUGAGGGAGGGCGAGGCCUGGCUCUGGCGCGGCGCGCGCCUGGGCUGCGGCGUCGCGCGGCGCGCGCUCCACGACCGCUGCGCGCUGACGAAGGACUGCCGGCGCCUGCACGACGUGGCCUGCGAGACGUUGCGACGGUGCCCGGAGCCGGACCCGACGGCGGAGGGCAUGCGCACGGCCGUCGUCGACGCGCCGGACCUGGGCUCCCUGAUCCUCGCGCUGCGAGGCUGCCUGCCACAAACGUUGGAACUCACGGCGCUCGUCGGCAAGAAGAAGUGCCGCGCCGCCUGCGCCGGCGCCGUCGAGGCGUUAUCGGCGCUCCACGACCGCGCCGCGGCGGACGCGAAAGUCCGAUUGGUCGUCGCCUACGGCCGCGCGCGCACGGAGGCGGAAGAGUUGAAGGCCGACAAAAACACGCAGAAGCGUUCGACGAGGAACCGCGCCUUCCUGCGGCCCGUGGUCCGCCCCGGCUUCGCCGACGCCUUCGCUUUUCCAAAAGAGGCCAGGCAGGCCGCGAGGGACAACGCCUACAAGAAGCAGCCGACGUUCCGCGUCUGCUGCCGCCACGAGCGCAAGACCCCCCAAAGCUUUUGUGAGGCUUGCUUCGACGAUGCGUGCCGCCGGUUGGACGUCGUCGCCCGCCGGGCUUAUGUGUUGAGCGAGAGUGGGGGAGUGGGUGGUAGACACGCGGCCGUCUACGACAACGGCGGCACUUUGAUGGAGGAGCCCUUCGGGGCCUACGGUCUGGGCGACGUCGACACGGCGUUGGCGACGCUCGCGGCCGCCGACGGCGGCACGGAAGGGACGCGGUUCCCCGGCCGGGACGACGCCCAGUUCGAGGGCGCGACGUUCGUCUCGAACCGGGCCUUCCUCUCACCUUUUUUCAUCGCGUCGGACCCGAACCUGCUCUGGCCAACUUUAUAUUAUUACGGGUCGCUCGCGAACGCGCUGUCGCGCGUCGGCGUGGACCCCGCGAAGACGCCGCCGCCGCCGCCCACAUUACUCGCGCCGUCGGUCAAGGACGGCGACGCGUCCAUCCUCGCCUGCGGCCACGACGCCUGCCGCAAGGUCGCGGCUCGCACCGCGAUGAUGCGCUGCUCGCGGUGCAAGGGCCGGGCCUACUGCUCCGCUUCUUGCCAGAAAGCCGACUGGAAGAUCCAUAGGAACGAGUGCGUCGAGUGUAAGAAAUAGGUACUUACU